GCGAAGAAGAAGAGCUUUGACUGACAGAAAAUGGCUCCAUGAGUGUGGCGGCGAUAGUUUCGUCCAGCUCCAACCACGCAAUUUAAAUGCACAGCAAAUGAACAUGGACUGUUGCGUGUAACGGAUGAAAACAAUGUUUAAAAAGGCGAAACGUGUAAACCUUCGUCGAAGGAAUGAGUCCGACGAGGAUGAGCUGGAGGAGGGUCAUCAGCAGCAGCAGCAGCACCAGCCGCAGCCGCUCCUGGCGCCGACAUCGUUCGGGCCUGUGUUCGAGGAAAUCCCGUUCAUGGAGACCUCCAGUAACAGCACCAGCGGAGCAGCUAGCGACACGGACAACUGUCACAGCAACGGGCUUCUGGCUAAUCUCAACAACGUGAGAGCUGUUAAGAAAGAAAAGAAAGGAAAGGAAACGGCUUCGGCGCCAGGAGCCGCUAAAUCCAUUUUGCUGAGUUUCGACGACGAAGAAGAAGGAUCCGAGGUGUUCAGGGUGAAGAAGUCCAAUCACAGCAAGAAGAUUGUGAAACAGCUAAAGAAAGAGUACAAGGAGGAUUUGGAGAGGACUGGAAAUGUCAAACAGGACAGCAAACCAGAUGCUCCAAUGCAUCCUGCAAUCUCCAUUAAAGAAGAACUUACUAGCAGACCUGGUAGUGAACGCGGAGAGGAGGAAAUGGAGGUGGAAAGUGCUGAUGAGCAGGAGGAAGAAGGCAAAGGUCAAGGUGGCCAGGCACACAGUCAGCUGUCCAGAAGCAACAACGCUGGAGCAACCUUUAAUACGCUUUCCUCUCUUGGCAGCCUGAAACCAGGGGAGAUUCCUGACGCCGCAUUCAUCCAUGCUGCCAGAAAGCGCCGUCAAAUGGCUAGAGAGCUAGGUGGAGAAACACCGCUGGUAGAGACAGAAACACAGAAGAAACGUCUGGUACGAGAAGACCAAGAUGUCAGCGACGAUGAAGAUGAAGAAGAGAAAAGGAUCCGCUUCAGUGGAGUCAAGAACAAAAGCCAGAGACAAAAAAUAGCUGAGGAGAUUGGUAUUGAGGGUAGUGACGAUGAGGCACUAGACACAGGUCAGGAUGAAGAAGUGAGCCGCUGGGAGCAGGAGCAAAUCAGGAAAGGAAUCAGCAUACCCCAGGUCCAAAGCACGCAGCCUGAGGACAACACCAUGUAUUACCAGAACAGCUAUGAGAGCCAGCCCUAUGGUUCCUCGUACAGUAUGCCAUUUACCUACAGUACUGUGGUCGCACAGACUGGCAAGCCAACUGGCAGAGCAGACAAUGGAUCUGUGCAUUACGGGGUCCCUGUUAGUGCUCCAUCCCCAGUAUCUAUUGAUCUGGUAAAGAAACGCCUGCAAGAUAGGCUCAGCCAAAUGCAUGCGGGCCACAAUGGCAAUGUCAAGCGCUACAAACAGAUUGAAGAAGACUUAGCUGCCUCUGAGAGCGCCAUACAGCAGUUGGAGGGCUCGUCCAAUGACAAUGCAGAUCAAUAUAAAUUCUUGCAAGAAAUGCGAGGGUAUGUUGGAGACUUGCUUGAGUGUUUCAGUGAAAAGGUGCCUGCUGUCCUGGAGCUGGAGGCUGCCAUGCACCAGUUACUAAGGCAACGGGCUUCACGGCUUGUCCAGAGAAGACAGGAUGAUAUUAAAGAUGAAUCGUCGGAGUUUGCAAGCCUUUCAAAUAAAGCUGUCAUGGCUCCUAAUUUAGACUCAUUUGGUCGAGAUCGUGCAGCAUAUCAAGAACACAGUCGUCAGAGGAGAAUAGCAGAAAGAGAAGCGCGACGAACUAGAAGGCGACAAGCUAGAGAGCAGAACGGGAAGAGGGCUGAGCAUAAGGAAGGGUUGUCAUCUGAUGACGAGGAAACCUCCACUGACAUCACCAGCUUCAACAUGGAGAAGGAGCGCAUCGCCAGGGAAUGUAAGAAAGUAUUUGAGGACGUGGUGGAGGACUUUCAUUCUCUCGACUACAUCAAAUCGCAUUUUGAAGUGUGGAGGAGAGACUAUGCUGACUGCUACAAAGAUGCUUACAUAGCCCUGUGUCUGCCCAAACUCCUGAGCCCGCUAGUGCGCCUGGAGCUGAUUACAUGGAACCCUCUGGAGGCACAGUGUGCAAACUUUGAGUACAUGCUCUGGUUUGAGUCACUGUUGUUUUAUGGCUUUGAGGAGCAUAGUACGUUAGAAAAGGGAGACGGGGAUAUUGGCCUGCUGCCUGCUAUUGUGGAGAAGGUCAUUCUCUCAAAGCUAACAGUGCUGGCAGAGCAGGUGUGGGACCCGUUGUCAAGCAGCCAGACAGCCAGGCUCAUAGGCUUCAUUCAUAGACUUAUCAAAGGGUACCCCACUGUGCUGCAUGGAGAUAAUCAAUACACUCAGGAGCUUUUGAAAUCUGUUGUCUUGAGGACCAGGCGGACUCUGGAUGAAGACAUCUUCCUUCCUCUAUACCCCAAAAGUGUGUUGGAGAACAAGAAUAGCAGCCCUUACUUAUUCUACCAAAGGCAGUUCUGGUCCUGCGUGAAGCUACUGGGCAACAUCCUGCAGUGGGAUGGUGUCUUAUCCACAUCCUGUCUGAAGGACCUGGCACUGGACAGCACCCUCAAUAGAUACAUCCUCUCUGCGCUGCAAACCACAGAUACUGAAGAGGAUAACGUUCAGAAAUGCCAGAAGGUGGUGGAGUGUUUGCCCUCGCAGUGGUUCUCUGGGCUGAAGGGGCAGCAGACGUUGCCUCAGUUGGAGCCUCUUUGUCGCUACCUCGCCCACCUGGCCAACUCAUUGUACCGCAGCAGCGUAGGCACGUCUGACAUGGAACGGCGCACAGCCAAGGAACAAGUCAAAGACGUUGUGAAAAUGUUGCGCCACUUGAACGGUCUGGACCACAUCAUCACAGUGGCAGCAGCACAUGGUGUCAAAGACGUCAAACUAUUCUUGGAAGCCAAGUCAUAGAGGAGGACACAGGAGGGGCAACAUUUCAUUUUGGUGUGUUUGACACAAACAGCAGGUUCAGGGUGCGAGAGUCCUGCAAAAGUCAAUCAAUUUGAAAAAAAAAAGUCUCAAUACAGGUGACGGAACAUUGUAAAUCCUGUAAAUAAUGUAUAGAGAGGUGUGCUCACACACGUCAAUGUAAGACUUGCUCCAACUGAGGCCUUGUGUUGUCAGCUCUAAAAACUCUUAGAGCUUUGUGCUGGCAAUAUUUUAAUGUAUAAUUUAUUAGGAGUUCAUAUUUGUUGACUUUUGGAAAGAUGUGCUUUGUAAAUUGACGAUCCUCUUUGUCAAGUCUGCCUAGCUACCUUGCUUCUCAGACAUACUUGUUUUCAAAUGUGCCAAAAGAGCUUGGUUGGCCAUAAGGAAAGCGCUGCACACAGAAACCCACCUCCUCCCAACAGCCUGAGUCUCUGCUUCUCCCAUUCCCCGUUUCAUCCUAGGUGUUCCUCCUUCACACACACACACUGCCCUGACUUUGUAUUGAGAUUUGUUUUAGGUUUUGGUUUCACUGUAAAUAAAAUAUUAAUUUCAAA
Betta splendens (Siamese fighting fish) is the source of this 3492-nucleotide messenger RNA. RefSeq names its product PAX3 and PAX7 binding protein 1 (gene paxbp1). NCBI's taxonomy places the organism in Eukaryota, Metazoa, Chordata, Actinopteri, Anabantiformes, Osphronemidae. Gene Ontology annotation, biological process: positive regulation of transcription by RNA polymerase II; mRNA splicing, via spliceosome. The record is from RefSeq and is a predicted model, not a curated record. Bases 125 to 2920 code for a protein of 931 amino acids. Gene Ontology annotation, molecular function: DNA binding. Gene Ontology annotation, cellular component: nucleus. The transcript is spliced from 18 exons.